AUGUACCAGCGCGUGACUGUUCGGGCGCAGCGGCUACUAAGCAGGCGUCUGCAAGCGCACAAGGGACUGCAUACGGCGACAGCUGCAACGGAAGAAGAGGUCCGAUACUUGGUGAUCGAUGGCUAUGUCAAGACUGGCCGAGAUGUCCUCGAGGCAGGUGGCGCUACGACUGCCGGGCAAUUGUAUGCCAACAUGCUCGUAAAAGCCACAAAGUGCAGCGUUGGCCGCUCUGCAAAAUACGACCUCAUCUACCCGGCUGAUUCGGGCUUCGUUGCUCCAGAUCUUACCAAGUACCAUGGUGUGGGCUGGUCAGGGUCGUCCUUGGCGGUACAUGAACGUGACGACCCGUCCGUAAUGCAGAUGAUGAAUCUAGCUCGCCAGAGUUUUGCACUUGGUGUACCACAGUUCGGUAGUUGCUUUGGACUGCAACUGGCUGUCACUACUGCCGGUGGAAUCGUGCAGAAGAAUAAGCGAGGCAAAGAGCUAGGAGUAGCACGCAAGAUCCGUCUUAAUGCGGCAGGCCGUGCGCACCCAAUGUACGAGGGCAAGCCAUCGGUGUUUGACGCCUUUAGUAGCCACAAGGAUGAGGUUUGGGCUGUUCGUCCUGGAGCUUUGAUGCUCGCAACUAAUACAUUUACCACUGUGCAGAGUGUGUGCCUUCGGUACAUGAGGGGUGAGUUCUGGGGACUACAAUAUCACCCAGAAUAUGAUCUACACGAGAUGGCGCGAUUGUUGCACUGUCGCCGCGAGGUGAACACGCAGCUGGGAUUUUUUGCGGAUCUGGACGACGCGGACCGUUUUGUAAAUUUGCUAGAGGAACUGGCAGCGAAUCCAACGCGCAAAGACCUCGCGUGGGAGAUUGGUUAUGACAAGGAUGUGCUCGACGAAGACCUCCGUACAUGCGAAGUGAAGAACUUCGUUAAGCAUUUAGUGAUGCCGUAUUAUAUGCAGUGUCGAGAGCACGUCGGGGACAUGGAAGUCCAAGAUGCACCAUGUCAACAGGAGGUGGCAUAG
This is a messenger RNA of Peronospora farinosa, 1014 nucleotides long. The record is from the annotation of a GenBank genome assembly. Lineage: Eukaryota; Oomycota; Peronosporomycetes; Peronosporales; Peronosporaceae.